GGACAGGGAGGGUGUGCGGUAAUGGUGUUAGUGCGCCUGCGCGGCUCCACUUCGUCAGUCACUCUCACUCACACGCCGAAUGUGUAAACAAGAUCCUGUGUCUACAAUUUUUCGAGCAAGGAGGAGCAACCCACUGUGAUAAAGCGAACAUGCAUGCCAUUGAAGGCUCGUCCAAUGUACCUGCGUUCCUCACCAAGCUGUGGCGCCUGGUGGAUGACGCAAAGACCAAUGAUCUGAUCAGCUGGACCCAGAAUGGCAGGAGUUUCAUUAUACAGAACCAAGCCAAAUUUUCACGUGAAUUGCUGCCACAGUACUACAAACACAACAAUAUGGCCAGUUUUGUGCGGCAACUCAACAUGUAUGGCUUUCACAAGGUAGUGUCUGCUGACUCGGGAGGGCUGAGGGUGGAGAGAGAUGAGAUGGAAUUUGCUCAUCCACACUUUCUGCGAGGACAAGAAAACCUUUUAGAAAACAUCAAAAGAAAGCAACAACGUAGACUUGCAAGCGAUGGCGUCGUUUUUACCCAGAUUCCAACCAGUCGUUCUGUGAUCGUAGAGGAUAACAAGAACAUGAACAAGCUGUUGAGUGACGUGAAGGACAUGAAGCGUGACCAAGACUCCAUGAACUCCAAACUACAUAAUCUGAAACGAGAGAAUGAAGCUUUGUGGCGGGAAUAUGCUAACAUGAGACAGAAAUUCACCAAGCAGCAGCAGAUCAUAGAGAAGCUUAUCCACUUCCUCAUAGCAAUGGUGAAGAGCCCAUCAAAGGGUCUGGUGCCCAAGAGAAAAUUCAGCCACCUGGCCUUGGAGGCAAGUGAUGACAGUUCUUCUCUCUCCAAGAUUAACACAAUGCAUCAGUUCUUACAAGGAAACCCUAUAGAUGUUCUUGGGCAGAGUGAGACGAACAGUGGUGGUGCUCAAAUUCAGGAAGUAACUGAGGACUCUGAUUCAAACCACAACAGUGCCGUGAACUCAUCACCCAAUGCAGGGAGUGGCAAGGUAAGCAAUUCUGAGGAGCAUGUCAUCACCACUGAAGAUGGGGCUGAAUCAAUUUUGGGCAUUAGUGGGGAACCUCUGGAGUUUGAUAUGACCUCAGAUCCUAUCAGUGCCACCAAUGUUGUAAGUCCUGAGGGCACAUUAAUUAUGGGCAGCAUGAACAACCCCCUGCUGGAUGAGGAUCCACUCAGCCCUGAACUCUUAAAUGUUGUUGACCCAAGUGCUGUAACUCAGUCUUUCAAGUACCCAGCUAGCUGUACAGAUACUGUCACUACCAGUGUGGUGUGCUCCACCGGUGACACGACUGGAACAGCUAGUGACAACAGUGUUCAACUUCCUACAUCAGCGAUCAACACUCAAGUCCAUACUUUAACACAUAAAGGAAAGAAAAAACCUGUAUCACAGAAGAACCCUACUGAAGAUUCCUCCAUGAGAAUUGCAGUUCCAGAUAAAAGCAAGAAUAACCGACAUGAACUUCAGAGCCAUGUGGAUGAAAUGCAGACCACUAUUGACAACUUGCAGGAUUUUCUUACUAAUGCUAACCUCAAUGUUGAUCCCUCAAUGCUUCAUUCGAUAUCGGGGAGUUUAGAAGAAGUUGUGCCUCUGUUCUGGUGCUCAAAAGGAAACACUUCUGGAGACUUACCUAGUAAUGAGUUGUCCAUCUACAACCCAAAUCUUUUGGACCUGGCUAACAGCAUGGAGGAGGAAAAUGAGGAGGAUCCCUUUUCUUUUCUCAAUGACAGUUUUGCUUCAACCUCCAAAACCCCACAAACAUCAACAUCAUCAUCAUCAUCAUCAUCAUCAUCAUCAUCAUCAUCAUCAUCAUCAUCAUCAUCAUCAUCAUCAUCAGCAUCAUCAUCAGCAUCAUUCACCACCCCUGCCUCUUCUUCCACCUCUGUUAGCAACACCUCUGUGCCCUCAAACAAGUCCACUCGGCCUCCACCACCAAAGCAUCUGAAAGUAUUGAUCAAGGAAGAGCCAGGAGUAGACAGCUCUCUUGAGACUCCUGUUGUAUCACCUGUUAACUCCACUUCCUUGUUUAGAGGAAAAAGACAAGCUAAUUAAGCUCCCAUCAUUCAUAACUGGAGGAAUGAAAUUAUUGUAGCCACACAUACUCUAGGCAACCUGGGACAUUUGAGAAAAGAGUGUCAACCAUUCUCUUUCACUAGUUAUAUACAGUAAUAUAGCAAUAGCUACAUUAUAUUCCACUCACAGUACCUAAGAUGACUGUGUACAGUACUGCAACUUUCGUGAAUAUUCAAUCACAUGUAUUGUAUUAAAAAAAUGGUGAUAAUAGUCGUAUGUACCUGGCAUAUAAAGGAAUGUGAAGUACUAGUUCAGUAUACAGCACCCUGCAUACAGCAUGGUAAUAUUAAAUAUUAUUAGAGGAACAGUUCAUAUUUUAUAAAGAAAUGCUAUACAAACAACAUACGGGAAAAAAUUGUUAGAUAGACCUAUGGAAAAGUUUCUUCAAAAUUUCAUGUUAAGUUAUAGCACAGCACCACUCCCGCCCACUGUCACCCUGUCAUGACCCCAAGCACUUGCAGAGAACCUUGACACCAUAUCACACUCAGUAGAAUCAGUUAGACCUUUAUCAGAUAAUUAAACAUUUCAAACAGUCUUGAUAAACCUCAAAAUGGGAGAAGAAGGAGGCAAAUAAGAAGCAGAUGGGAUAGUGGCAGGUGGAGUCAGUGUUAUACAAUAACCACUCGUAGCUUUGCAUCAGCUCUCUACACACUCACAGGCUGGCAUUAUGUAACCUAUCUCCUGUGUCUAAUAAUGACAAUGAAGCAUUGAAAGAUGCUGAUGAUGUGGCCAGCAGAACUGAUGAAUUUAUAUGAAGAGUGAGGUGGGAGGGAGCAUGAGUUGCUGCACAGCAGGAUGAUAGUAUCAUUGCUUAGUGGAAGCUGUGCUUGGAUUUGGAUGUUAACAUGUUUCAUUCAUUACAUCCCAAGAAAUAAAGGGUGAAGACUAAAGGAAAUCCAUUAACUCAUUCUUAUUUCCUGAUACCUGAUAGUCAAUGCACAGUGCCAUCAAUGUAGCAGCUGUGUACUUGAAAACAGUGGGUAAAAUUGGUGAACUUUUGGUAUGAAAAUGCAUAAAAAAACAUAAAGCAUUAGCCAGGGAAAGCAGUUGUCAAAUCUGCUGGACAUGUGCUUUUACCAAGCAAUUCCAUGCAGGUGUACCCCUGGAUUUGAGGAAAUUACAGAGUUGCUACCAUGCAGUGGCUUGCAUAUCUACAUACAUAUAAAAAAAUAGGUGGAACCAUCCAUGCCAUACACUGUUCCAGAGCAUGUUGUGUGUGAGGGUACUGUAUUAUGAAUAUAUAAUUUUCUUAAAAGAAUAAAUGCUAAUAACUCCAUACUUUGCUGCCUGUAUGUAUAUAUGUAACAAUACAGAACAAAUAUACAUUUAUCUUUUUUUUUUAUUUGAUGUUAUAAGGGUUCUGUCCUGAUGAUAUAAUAGAUAUUUAUAGUGUCUGAAGUAUAUUUCAGCACUCAAAAUUUCAGGGUGUUGUCUUCUGUCUGAUUGUAACUUUUAUUAAAAUAGAAAGAAAAAAUAGCAUAUCCAUUGAAAAAUUAGGUGGGUGGCUAAUGGCUGGUAGAAUUCUUCAAACAGCAAUUCUUUGAAGACUUAAGAUUAAAGAGUCACAACAUCUGAACUUGAUUAGAUGCAAAGUGUUAUGUAUUUUUUUCUUUCAAAAUUUAUACAUAUACACAUAUUUUUAUAUGCAUAUAUAGAAAUAUAUAAUUCAAAAUAUUAAAAGAUAGCUUGCAUAAUAUGGUUAUACAUUAAAUAACUCCUACAUGCACUUCAUUCAGUAGCAUUGCGAAUUUACAAAUAAAAAGGAAAUUACAAGUGAAGAUUCAUACUGUGGUGAAUGGAGAGGUAGUGCCUGAAUUGCUCCCUUGACCAAGCUAUCAGUAGACUAUUGGAUCCAGUAAUAUUCAUUCCUCAUACGUAAAAUAAUACUUUUCUCAUCAUAACUUUGAUUGCAUGCAUACAAGAUUUACUAUACUGAUAUGUAUGCAAGACGAGUAUGCUUUAUACAAUAUAGCUGAUGGUAUAUAUAUAACAUAAUUUGAUUUAAGUGAUACAGUGUAAUAAUGUCAAUUAAAAUUUACUAAUAUGGUAAAAUGAUGGAUUUGCAUCUGCUUUGCAAUAUCAGAUUUUUUAGGCAAAGACUUUCAAUUGUGAAAGAAGUAGACAGAUACACACCUCUAAUAUAUAGUGAGAUGCACUGUCUAUUUUUCUCUUUUUUUUUUACACUGAAACAAAAUUAUAUCAACAGCUACACCAGGGAAACAGUAAAAGAUGAUUGUAACAUUUAUUUAUUUAUUUUCCUUUUUAGAAAAUAAAUAUAUAUUCAUAC
This is a messenger RNA of Scylla paramamosain (green mud crab), 4368 nucleotides long. It is a transcript of the gene Hsf, whose product is annotated as heat shock factor protein-like. The record is from RefSeq and is a predicted model, not a curated record. Bases 150 to 2060 code for a protein of 636 amino acids. NCBI's taxonomy places the organism in Eukaryota, Metazoa, Arthropoda, Malacostraca, Decapoda, Portunidae. Gene Ontology annotation, molecular function: DNA-binding transcription factor activity; sequence-specific DNA binding. Gene Ontology annotation, biological process: regulation of DNA-templated transcription. The transcript has 12 exons.